Molecule: messenger RNA, 1272 nt
Organism: Colletotrichum orchidophilum
Lineage: Eukaryota; Fungi; Ascomycota; Sordariomycetes; Glomerellales; Glomerellaceae
Exons: 2
Coding region: 1-1272 (423 amino acids)
Source: RefSeq, a predicted model, not a curated record
AUGGCUACAACAGAGGCCGCGCUGCAGCCGCACGAUCGUCCCGAUCGUGCUGGCCGGCGCCGUCCCUUCUCAACAUGGGUCAAGAAGCUCACCAACUUCAAAAGCUCAUCUUCUAGCGAUGGAGGCGGCGUUCGCCUUCCCAGCUCUAAACGACAGCAGGCUAAGUUCCACGCAAAGAUGAGAGCUUCCAAGAACAACAACCCCUAUCCUCAGUCAGGCCGAGUAGGCUCCGCCAGCCAUGCCGAUGUCGACGUCGAGACCAGUUCCUAUUCAUUUUCAACCGCUCUGAGCGGGAGCGCAACAUCCAUUGAACGGUCUUCUCGCAUGUCUUCUCGAAUGUCUUCCGAGGAUGGUCGCACCCCACCCACCGCGGGCGUAAGGUCCAUGGCCCCCACGAUUUCGACAGACAACGAUGGCGCGCAUUCCGUAGUUGCCCCCUCCCACGGCGCUCCAUCCGUAGCCGGAACGAGUCGAACGAUAGGCGGUGUCGAGUCUCGAAGGGGAGACAGCACAUUUUCGUCCCCAGCACCGUCAGUGCGGUCAUUGACGACGACUUUGACCACAAUACAAUCCAUGACGCCAAAUAACGGCGGCACCCAUGUGCCAACGAACCCGACCAACAACGGUAAUCACACCUCGCACCAGGGUCAUACCCAAUCGAUUCAUUUCAAUCAACCAUUCCCAACAGCACCGCCCGCCUCCGCCAUCCCCGCUCAUCUUGCGCCUGCGGGAUCGGGCUCUGGCAAUCCCACAACAUAUACUACAGCCACGGCCAACAACCUGCUUACCGACAACGCUUCCAUCAUCACUCUAGCCUCCUCGUCUCAACGUCGUCGCCGUCGCUCAUUAGAUACCGAUGCCUCUGUUCGUGCCUUGGCUCCUUCCUCCCUCUGGGGCGGCAGUCGGGAAAGCCUUCCUCUGAGCGUCCUAAGCGCCAACAUCGAACAGGGCGCGGGAUUGCCGACAACUCCGGGCCUUCACCAAAGCAGCUCGCGCAUAGCGAACGCCGAACGCACUAGUAUAUACUCGGCCACAGGCGUCGCCCCCGCCAUACCUGGCGACCGGAACAGCUUUUAUGCGAAGCAGAGCGGCACUGGAGAUGGAGCGAGCGUUCGGAGCGGAUUGCUGGGUCACGGUGGAUCUGACAGCAUCAGCGGGAGCAUCGGUGGUGUGACCAGUCCACUGACUAGCCCACGAGAGACUUCGGAAAAGAGCGAAGUAGAAGACAGGGGCGAUGGCACGAAUCGGGUCAAGGACGACGAGGAGCGCUAA